Pararge aegeria (speckled wood butterfly) is the source of this 1082-nucleotide messenger RNA. RefSeq lists its product as uncharacterized. Lineage: Eukaryota; Metazoa; Arthropoda; Insecta; Lepidoptera; Nymphalidae. The transcript is spliced from 5 exons. The record is from RefSeq and is a predicted model, not a curated record. The coding region runs from base 129 to 941 and encodes 270 amino acids.
AACGUCAAUGUCAUAAAGUUAUGACUUCUGUCAGUUGAAGCUAAAAGGAAAGUUCACAAUUUAAAAAUAUUGAUGAGUUAAUUGUGUAAAAAAAUAUGAAAAGCUGCAUUUGUGUUAGAUAACAAAACAUGGAUAAAAAAGAAGGAAGCUUGUUUUACAAUUUAGAGAGUCUGCUACAACAGGACUACCGUGGAGUAAAUAUAGCGGUUUAUGCCCUCGCCACUGCAGGCUUGGCUAUAUCCAUACAUAAGAUCCGUCCGGUAAGCAAGUUUUCGAAAGCUGCAAAGGUUCCUGAUCACUUUAUACAGAGACAUGUGCCCCUUAAAGGUGUUUAUGUUGGGGUUCAGCAUUCUCCAGUUCGCCUUCUAAUCAACCAUAAAGCACCAAUUUAUCUUCCAUUAUGGCAUUCAAGCAAACCACCACUACCAGUUAAGCUAUGGGGAGUAGACAUUGUGAGUGGCAAUGCUGUCAACUGGCUGGACUGUGUUGCUAAAGGAAAGAAAGUCACAUUGAAACCUAUUGGCAGAGACAAAGAUGACUUGGUCUCCACUGUACUUUUGCAUUUACCACAAACUAAGACUAAAACAGUGGAGACUGUUGACAUUGGACAGAAACUAGUUGAGCUUGGUUUUGCGAAAGCCUCUGUGCCACAAGACAUUAAGAAGAAAACAAUAGAGUCUCUACUUGCACCGAAGAUUGUCUCGGCAGAACACCAUGCACGCUCAUUAAGAAAUGGAAUCUGGUCAGAAAGACUACCACCAAUUCCAGCAUACGUCACUUAUUGGCGGAAAGGAAGCCAACUAUCAAUCGAUUUGAUGAUUUUGUCUUUCAAGAAAAUAUUACAACUGCUAUGUUUUCUAUCUAGAAGUGCCUUAGUUGGAGGAAAAAAGUUAAUUCUUCUACCUUUUAAUAGGUCUACUCCAAAACGAAUACAAACAUGAUUCAUACUUAAUUAUUUAGUUAUAGGUACCAUCAAAUGCAAUAAAAUGUAUAGAACUUUUGGUCAUUCUCUGAUAUAUAUUUGUUGUUGAUAUAUCUUUUUUAUAAAGUACAUAAAAAAAUAAUUUUAAAGGUUAAUGUUG